Messenger RNA from Quercus robur (English oak), 1231 nucleotides. RefSeq names its product ankyrin repeat-containing protein NPR4-like. The coding region runs from base 1 to 1191 and encodes 396 amino acids. The record is from RefSeq and is a predicted model, not a curated record. NCBI's taxonomy places the organism in Eukaryota, Viridiplantae, Streptophyta, Magnoliopsida, Fagales, Fagaceae. The transcript is spliced from 2 exons.
AUGAAGACCUUGGCCUAUCAAUUGGUUGAAUGCCUCUCGAAAGAGGUUCAACCAUUCCAAGACAGACUAUCCUCAUAUGAUUCUCCAACUGUACUUUUUGAUGCUGCAAAAUUUGGGAAUGCUGAAUUCCUAAAUAUAUUUAUUAGCUCUUAUCCUGAUAUCAUAUGGAUAGCAGACAAUCAAAAUCGAAGUUUAUUUCACAUUGCUGUUUUAAAUCGGCAAGAGAGUGUAUUCAAUCUAAUAUAUGAGAUUGCCGCAGUCAAGGAAAUAAUUUUGACCUAUGUUGAUGACAAAAACGAAAAUAUCCUACACUUAGCCAGAUAUUUGGCACCUUCAAGUCGACUUAAUAUUGUAUCAGGGGCAGCUCUUCAAAUGCAACGGGAGUUGUUGUGGUUUAAGGAGGAAGAAAAGAUUGUGCCAUCUUCAUACCUGAACAUGAAGAGUUCUGGGCUAACACCAGGGGAUUUAUUUCCAAUGAAACAUAAAAAUCUACGGAGAGAAGGUGAAAAGCGGAUGAAGGAUACAGCAAACAAUUGUAUGAUCGUGGCAACAUUGAUUACGACUGUGGUUUUCGCUGCAGCUUUCACUGUACCGGGUGGUAGCAGUCAAGACACAGGCACCCCUAUUCUCUUGAAGAGUUCUGGGCUAACACCAGGGGAUUUAUUUACAAUGAAACAUAAAAAUCUACGACGAGAAGGUGAAAAGCGGAUGAAGGAUACAGCAAACAAUUGUAUGAUCGUGGCAACAUUGAUUACGACUCUGGUUUUCGCUGCAGCUUUCACUGUACCGGGUGGUAGCAGUCAAGACACAGGCACCCCUAUUCUCUUGAAAAGUAUUUGGUUUAGGGUAUUUUUCAUAUCAGAUGCAAUAGCACUAUUCUCUUCUUCUUCUUCAAUAUUAAUUUUCUUGUCAAUUCUCACAUCACGUUUCACAGAAAUGGAUUUCCUAUUAUCAUUACCAUCAAAGUUGGUGUUGGGACUCACCACACUCUUCAUAUCUAUAGCAGGCAUGGUGGUAGCCUUCAGUGCCACCUGCUUUUUAGUCUUUAAAAGUGAAAUGACAUCGCUUCCAAUUGUUAUAAUUGCUUUAGCUGGUGUACCAAUUAUUUUGUUUGUUUUGCUACAUUAUCAACUUUGGGUUGAUAUCAUCCGCUCAACAUUCUUGUCUAGGUUUCUUUUUUCACCCCCGUAAAAAUAGGUUUCUUUGUCUAUGUAUCCGCUUUUAAUGUUUC